Molecule: messenger RNA, 4739 nt
Organism: Alligator sinensis (Chinese alligator)
Lineage: Eukaryota; Metazoa; Chordata; Crocodylia; Alligatoridae
Product: suppressor of cytokine signaling 1-like
Exons: 3
Coding region: 714-1424 (236 amino acids)
Biological process (GO): phosphatidylinositol phosphate biosynthetic process
Cellular component (GO): phosphatidylinositol 3-kinase complex
Molecular function (GO): 1-phosphatidylinositol-3-kinase regulator activity
Source: RefSeq, a predicted model, not a curated record
AGCCCCCGGGCCCGCCCGGGUCCCGCUUCGUUGGGGGCCUCGGAAGGGCUCCUCGUCCGGCCCUUGCUGCAUCCUCCCGGCCGGGGCACCUCCGAGGACGCAGCCUCCUCCCCUCUCCGGGCCGCCUGGUCCGCUGCCCUCCUGGCCGGAGACUUCUUGCCCGCGUCCAGCCUCAGCUUCCCCUGCUGCAGCGCGAGCCCGUUGCUCCUUGCCCUGGCAUCUGCCGCCACUGAGAAAACCAGCGGUGCUCAGCCCUGGACAGCUUGGAGGAGGCGGCCCUUGGAAAACGCCAGCUCGGAGUUUCCACUCGUUUUUUUGGACCACAGAGCAAGACUCGAGCUGCUUUUUCCAGAGGCAGAGAGCCCAGCCAGACCGCAGCUCUCGCAUGCCUCUUCGCAGCCUCCUGCUUGGGUUCAUCGCGAGUCGUGUUUGCCAACCCGAUGGGGCUGACCCCCCGCAACCCCCUUGAAAGGCUCUCGAGGCAUCCCGGGUGAACCACGGCUUUAAACUAAAGAGAUUUGGACUCGGAGAAGAUCUGUUCUCUCUUAAGUCUUUGGAAAAAACUGGAAAGGGCUGUGCUGGCAUUCUCAGAAAUGGACAAUCCUGGGCCUCAUGUCCAAGAACUUAGGAAUGACGAGCUGAAAGAGGCUGGGUGCAAAGAAGAGAGCAUGUUAAAGAUAGCAGCUUUCUGGGACCCAUGGGCUCUUUGAGAGAUGAUCAGAGGGAGGCCGGAGGAUCUGCAGAACACACACCGGGGCAUUCCUCAUCCGCAAAGGCAGCAUCGGAGCACUCUCCCUGCCCCAGCAUCAUCCAGGUUACCCACACACUACCGGGUUUUUCGCAGCUGUGAGUGGGAGGUCCUGGAGCGAUCACUCAAUAUCUUACAGGCCAGCGGCUUCUACUGGGGUCCCUUGUCUGUGAGUGAGGCGCAUGCCAAGCUACAGCAGGAGCCAGUGGGGACCUAUUUGGUGCGGGACAGCGCUCAGGGGAACUUUCUAUUCAGCCUGAGUGUUCGGAUGCCGUCGGGCCCAGUCAGCCUCCGGAUUUCCUUCCAGGAGGGCUACUUCUGGCUCAGGGACUGGUCCUCAGACUGCGUUGUUACGCUGCUGGAGAUAGUGGUGGCAGGAACUCGGGCCAACCCUAUCCAUUUUGAUGAGAUGGGGGGAACCCCCCUGGUGUUCGCUGAACCCCUGCGCAGGCCACGCAGGACUGUGCCCACAUUGGAAGAACUCUGUCGUCAAAGUCUGGCUGCUCACACAGAGACCAGAGAGUGCGCAGGAUAUGCAAGCACAGAGAUGUGUAUAAGGGGGGCAGUUCCUUUUAAUUGUGGGAGGGGGUGGACCAGGGUGCUACCCAGAACCCGAUGCCUACAUGGACAGGGAGAGAAGUGUGUGCAUGUGGCAAACCAAAGUAAGCACCCCUAACAUGGACACAUGAAUUGGAUCCGUGACAUUUUAUGGGAGUGUACGUUCUGCUAGGGGAAAGAUAAAAUCUGCUGACUAUGGGAGCUGCACAUCAGUUAGCGACGUUUAUAACCUUUCCCUGUGGUAGAGUAGAACUGCCUCUCAACCACAGGGGGAUCCUCCAGCCCAGCACUUUAUUCCAGUUGUGACUGCAGUGCAUAAGCUUGAGAAGCAGGGUGAGACGUCCAUCCUUCCAGUUCACCCUCUUCCUCCUACCUUCCAAAGUGCCUAAGCUAAUUCUUGCUGACCAUCUACCCUCAUGAAAAGGUCCAACUGAAUUUUAUACUUGGACAAGUGUCAGUUCAGUGCGAGUAUGCAUAGAACUCCUACGCUGAUCUGAUACCAAAGCAGCUCGGCUGCAUGUGUGGGAGUGAGACUUCAUGACCAACAGCCUUCCCUUCCCUGCACCACAGAAGCAUAAUACAUGCCAAAAACCUCUCUGAUAUUUGCACUGGAGCAAAGAAUUGUAGGAGUAUACAGUAGAUACAAGGUUCCUCCAGCUUCUGCAUUGUUUUAUUGGAAGCUGGACUGCAGGGCUUCAUUUCUUUUGAGUGUAGGUGGGAUGUAUUCUACUUGGAUCAUAUUAUAUUUCUAUCAGCCAAAUCUUGGUUUGUAGAAGUCCUGCUUGUUGGAUUAUAUGGGCAGAUAUGCUUAAAGCACCAUCUUGUAUACUCUUCUGGUGGUAUACUGCUGCCCUCUGCAGGCUGUAAAAGAAUGCUCUCAGGGUUUAGGCUUUUGUCUUCGAGGCAGAGGAGAGGGCCUUAUAAAAAAAACAAUAAAUACAUUAAAAAAACACCUUCAUACUAUUUUAAGUCCUUUUCCAAAACAACAGGGCUCCCAGAAAAUGUAAGCAUUCCCCUGCAGUGUUGGAAGCGCAAAGCUGCUAGCAUGCGAGAAUCAGAGUUAAGUUGAUUAACUUGAGUUUUACUGUCAAGGCCAGUUUGAACACGCAAAUUGGCAUUGAUUUGAGAGAAGUGAAUUUACUUUUUAUUUUUCAGUGGAAUAAUCAAAGGUGUUUUUCAAAACACAGGUACUAGAGGGGAGGGUGUUUUCUUAAUAUGAUAGGUCCUCCAUUUUGAACCAUUGUUUACUGCACUGAAAGGCAAGCCAGGUGCUUGAUGGAACAGCUAGUGGGGAAUGCUGCGAAGUGUCUGCAGUAUAGAAACAUGGUGACAUAACUGAUGAGGGUGAAAGAGAACUACAAAAAUAUAUAUUGUAUAGAAGCUUGGUUCAUAUCAGUGAUAUCAAAUUUAAGUUAUGCCUCUGAAAUAUGCUUGGACUUAACCAGGAGUGUCCAGAGGUGAGGAAUAUUUUCUUCCAAGUAGCUAGAAAAGGUCCUUCCCCUUCCUCCCCCACUCCUCUCCCCAGUGUUAUUAUAACUAGUGGUUCAAAUCUUGGGCUUCUGAUCACUUCAGAGUGAAUAGUGGCCUGCAGGCCCCCUCCCUCCCACUUUUUUUAAACCUGUGAAAUUAGUACAGGGGUGGGCAAUUAUUUUGGCUAGAGAGCCACUUAAUGAGUUUUGGUGUCCUCUUGAGGGCCACACUUAACCCACCCAGAGCUGUAGCACACUCCAAUCCCUUCCCCAACCCAGAACCUGCUAGCCAUGCCCACAGUUUAUGCCACCACCCACCUGGUGUGGAAGCAGCUCCUGAUGGGUGCUGGCAUCAGCUGUGGACAUCGCUGGCUGGUUCUGGGUGGGUAUCAGGGCAUCUACCAGGUCCACAGCUGACUGUUGUAUCGGCGCUGGGCGGAAGCAGUCCUACCUGCCCACCUGGCAUGAUGGAAACAGCCCCAACUGUCUGGCAUCAGGUAGAUCACAGGCUGGAUCCCAUGAAUUGAUGGCUGGCCACUCAUGGGCCAGAUAUAAUCAGUUGGCGGGCUGGAUCUGGCCUGCAGGCCAUAUUUUGCCCAACCCUGAAUUAGAAUGUCUUGUUUGUCAACAGCACAACCAAAGCAUCUAGGCUGUGGGAGGGGACUGGCUGCAAAACAGAUGGCCAGGAAGCUAGACCAGCAGGAUACCACUGCAGUCAUAUUUCGUGCCUUUUGCAGAACUCCUAGGCCUGUAAUGCUAGCAUGUUAGGGGGGCCUUGGGCAACACGUCCACAGCAGGAGCACUUCACUGGUGUUUUAUGCCAGCAAAAUCCUCCUAAUACAGAUGCAGCUGUACUGGCAAAGUUGCACUUUUUUUACUGAUAAAGGAAGACAAACCACCUCCUACAAACAAAAUGGUUAAUACUGGUAAGAGUGCAGUUUCUUUGGUUUCACUGUGUCCUCAUUAGAGGCCACUGAUAGCUCAGCUUUGUCUGGAAAUCUCACCUCUAGACGAUUUGAAAUCUGUAGCGUCACCCUGGCCUCUGGCACUUUCUGAACAACUCCCUGACCUAUGGAUGCCACACUGCUCUGUUUUGUGCUGUACGUUCUCCCACACUCCUCACUUCCCUUAAAGACAGAUAGCAAAUAGUCCUCCCUGCCUGCACGGCAUUUCACUCCCUUCCUUUUUCGCCCACCACAAAUACAGUGCUUGAGGUAUGCAGCUGCAUUUCUCAGUCAGGAACUGACUGACUUCUUUUCAGUUAGUAACUAAGCACAGGAAUGCUUCUGUUUUUAUGAUGGUGGUUAUACCAUACAGGGGAAGAGCCAUCCAACUGGAUUGCUUUGACCUGUCUGUGAACUGUUCUUACUUUAGUUUUAAAACAAGCACGUUGGGUUUGUGCAGCUAAUAGCACUGGAACCAUUCCACUGUUAAUGGUCAGGGUUGCCCUCUCUGAAAAUACACUAACAGGGAAGAAAAUAUUUUAGCUUUUAAUAAAGUGAUGUUUUUGUAUUCUUUCUCUUGUUUUUGUGCUUGAAACUAAAAUUGUGCAGCAUGCCUUCAUCUCUGUAUCACAAAUAACUUAAUUCCUGUAUAUCCCCUAGUAAAUUGGCUUGAAUUCUGUGGGUAAAAAGCAACUUGUCAGAGCUAAGUAUUGUUUCGUAGUUAAAGCUUAAAAUGAGAGUGCUGUUUGUGUUUGGCCCUGAUAAUAUGAAGGAAAAGGUAACUUGAAUUGGAUGAUGGAGUGAAGAAAUCCAUUUUGGGAGAACUAAGAUGUGAAGAACGUGUUGCAAAACCUUUUGAUUCCAAGUUGCCAGUGAUUGUUCCUUUUUUGUCUUUUUUUUUUUUUUUUUUUUUUUCAGAAUUAUGGGGAGGAAAAAAAAAACUAUGGGAGAAACAUGGACUACAUGUAUAAAAACACAGUUGUUUACUGAUGGGAGGAUUUAAACUUUUGUUUCUGUAAA